Scomber scombrus (Atlantic mackerel) is the source of this 13607-nucleotide messenger RNA. RefSeq names its product RAB3 GTPase activating protein subunit 1 (gene rab3gap1). Gene Ontology annotation, molecular function: GTPase activator activity. Gene Ontology annotation, biological process: positive regulation of GTPase activity. NCBI's taxonomy places the organism in Eukaryota, Metazoa, Chordata, Actinopteri, Scombriformes, Scombridae. The record is from RefSeq and is a predicted model, not a curated record. The coding region runs from base 5 to 2794 and encodes 929 amino acids. The transcript is spliced from 24 exons.
UAACAUGGCUGCUGACAGUGAUCCCGAGUCAGAGGUGUUUGAGAUCACCGAUUUCACCACAGCGUCAGAGUGGGAACGGUUUGUGUCCAGAGUUGAAGAAGUACUAAAUGACUGGAAGCUGAUUGGAAACUCAGGAGGAAAGUUCUUCCCAGAGAAGGGUGAAUACAGCAGUGGUACCUGGGGGGAGAAGUCUCAAGAGAUUAACUUCGCUGAUUUUAAGUUCUCCAUAACUCACUACUUUCUGAAACAAGAAUGUGAGAAGGACGAUGGAAAGGAUGAGCUCGAAGAAGAUACCUUCCCUUUGGCAAUGCAAGACCUUCUGUGCAUGAACAAUGACUUCCCUCCUCGAGCCCACUGUCUGGUCAGAUGGUAUGGUAUACGAGAGUUUGUUGUCAUUUCCCCUGGAACCAACUGUGAGGCCAUCAUCAGCGAGUCCAAAUGCAAUCUGCUUCUCAGUUCCAUCUCCAUUUCUCUGGCCAACAGUAGCUGCCAGGUACCCAUGUUUGUGCAGAUCCAGCAGAAGUGGAGGCGAAUGUACAUUGGAGAGUGCCAGGGACCAGGCGUGCGCACUGAAUUUGAGAUGGUCCAUCUCCGCAAGGUUCCAAGCCAGUACAACCACCUGUCUGGACUGCUUGACAUCUUCAAGUCUAAGACAGGCUGUACCCUGUCCCCUCUACCUCCAAUCAACAUUGCCAUCCGUUUCACGUAUAUUCUCCAGGACUGGCAACAGUAUUCAUGGCCACAACAGCCCCCAGACUUUGACACACUCCUCUGUGGUGAGGUGGGAGGGGUAGAGUUUGGGAAGCUCCCUUUUGGAGCCUGUGAGGAGCCAAUCAGUGAGCUUCAUCUUGCAACCACUUGGCCUCACCUGACAGAAGGCAUAGUUGUGGAUAAUGAUGUCUACAGUGACCUUGACCCUCUCCAAGCUCCUCACUGGUCAGUCCGAGUCAGGACAGUUGAAAACCCUCAGUGUCUACUGGGUGACUUUCUUAGAGAGUUCUUAAAGCUCUGUUGUAGGAAGGAGUCUACAGAAGAGGUUCUGGGAAGAGGAUUGACUGAAGAGGAGGGCAAAGAAAAUAGUGACAUCAGCUCUGCUUUAUCCAAGCUGACAGAGCCAGCAACAGCAGUGCCAAUCUCCAAACUCUCUGUGUCCAAUAUGGUACAUAGUGCCCGAAAGCACAUCCAACGCCACAGACGAAUUGAUGAGUCACCACUCAACUCUGAUAUACUCAAUUCCAUCCUUCUGUAUCUCUUCCCAGAUGCUGCUGUGGAGAAGUCAUCAGAGAAAACUGCAAAGUCAAAUGCCUGUGGGAAGACCGACCAAGAUAAAAACUCUGACUACAACCUUUUCCUCCAGCUGAAGUCAGCACCCAGUGACAGUCUGACCUACCGCCUGGCUUUGUGUGUGUGUCUUGUCAACUUCUACCAUGGUGGGCUGCGGGCUGUCGCCCACCUGUGGCAAGAGUUUGUCCUAGAGUUGCGCUACCGCUGGGAAAACAACUUCCUCAUCUAUGGACUAGCUGGUGGACCUCCUGAUCUUCGUUGUUGUCUUCUUCAUCAGAAGCUUCAGAUGCUGAACUGCUGCAUUGAGAGGAAGAGAGCCAGAGAUGAAGCUCGCAAGGUGCUGGAAGGAAGCAAAGAGAGAGAGCGCUGUUUGUCCAGUGGCCGCCAGAACAGCCGCUCUGUACCAGAGUCCACAACUGCAAUGACUUCAUCCAGCUUAACAAGGGAGGUUUCUCCAGGGAAAUCCUGGGACUCAUGGAGUGACAGUGAAGAUGAAUUCUUUGAGUGCUUAAGUGAUCAGGAGGAGAUGGAGGCUCCACACACUCAUGGGGGAAAGGAUGACAGUAAAAUCAAAGCAGAGGGCAGGAUGCACCCUUAUAACAACAUGGUUCUACUUAACUCUACAGAGCUUCUCUAUGUUCCAGUCACACAGGAACCUGCUCCCAUGACUGAAGAUCUAUUAGAGGAGCAAUCAGAAGUACUGGCAAAACUAGGCACAUCAGCUGAAGGUGCUCACCUCCGUGCACGGAUGCAGAGUGCCUGUCUGCUCUCUGACAUGGAAUCAUUUAAGGCAGCCAACCCAGGCUGUGUUCUGGAGGACUUUGUGCGCUGGUACUCACCCAGGGAUUAUCUGGAGGAGGAGGUGGUCAAUGAGAUGGGUAACAAAAUGGUGAAAGGUGAGCUUAGUGCCAGGAUGAAGAUCCCAGGCAACAUGUGGGUGGAGGCUUGGGAGACAGCCAGGGCUACACCUGCACGUCGCCAGAGAAGGCUUUUUGAUGACACUAAGGAGGCGGAAAAGGUUCUGCACUAUCUGGCAAUGCAGAAACCUGCUGACUUGUCCCGCCAUCUUCUGCCCUGCAUAUUCCAUGCUGCAAUUCUGAAGUUGAAGGAGGAAGAGUCAGUCGAAGACAUUCCAUCACUCAAAAAGACUAUUCAGCAGGCCACGUCUCAAGUCAGCAAGCUGCUACACCAUCCCAACCAUGACUACAAGAAGUUAGAGGAUUUCAUUAACCAGUUGAUGGCCGUGGAGACAGUCAUCACCCAAGCUCGCUCACUCAAGGCCAAGUUUGCCAUUAGUGAGGGUGAGAAGGCAGAGGACACAGAAGAGCUGGAGAUGUUUGUGAGCUCCCUGCUGGAAGAACCAGAGGUAGAGGUGAUUGGAGCUGGUCAGGGGCCAGCAGGCAGCAUCAUCCACAGACUGUUUGUCAAUGCUCAGAGGGAACGCCCUGAUUACAUUCGCACAGUUACACACAUUCAUACCUGGAAGCUGCCCAGUACAACCACAGUCUGAUCUGUCGGGCACUGAGCAGCUCCACUGUAGCAGGUGGGGUUUAGGGCCUUGCUCAAGGGCAUGUCAGUGGUGGUAAUGAGGGUGGGGCAAGUGCUGCUUCUUCACUUUCCCCACCCAGAUUCAUCUUGCUGGUUGGAGGAAUUGAACCAGCGACCCUCUGGUCAUAAGUUCGCUUCUCUAACCUUUAGGCCACCCCUAUAUGUACUAACCCAGAUGAUAUUAAUGUGCACAGAUAGGAGGUAGAAUUACUUUCUAACUAGUUAUGGAUUUCAGCUGGUUCCUUGACUUUCCUUGGUGUACUGCUUUUUCUUAAUGUGUUCAAUAGUCACAGCAAAUAUGUUUACUGAAAAAAAUGUUGAUGCAUUCAAUACUUAUUUCCCUCAAUGUAUGUUUCCAUAUGAGCAGGUUUUAUUUGAAAAAUUGGAUGCUUGUGACACAAAAACGUUGUUUGGGGAAUUAUCAUCUCUGAUUGAAGGCUGUAACAACACCUGGUUAGGUCUCAUCAAGCCCUCAAAAAGACUGUGAAGCAAAAUGUUGCUAAAUUUUUUUAAUUCAGUUUUAUUUAUAUUUGCCCUAAUCACAACAAAAGUUAUCUUAAUGCACUUUUCAUAUAGAGCAGGUCUAGAUUCUACUCUUCAUUUAACAGAUACCCAACAUUCCCCUGUGAGCAAGUACUUGGCAACAGCAGCAAGGAAAAACUAUUUUAACAGGAAGAAACCUCAAGCAGAACUGGACUCUAGGCAGGCAGCCAUCUGCUGUGAAUUGUUGGGUUGAGAGAGGAGAGAGACCAAGUGAGGGAGAUAGUUCGCGGAAGAGAGAAGCAAUAACAACAGUAAUAAGAGUAACAAUGAUAAUAAUAGUAGGUAUAACUAAUUAUAAUUAAAGCAGGCGUGGGUGUCAAGCAGGACCACAGGGGUCCCCCGAGCAAUAGUUCAAACCAGCAUCCAUAACUAGGGGGUCUAUGACCAUGACGCACUAGAACCUGUUAAACAAGACAGCACAAAAGCUCCAGCAUCUGCUGCAUCUGGUAUCUUGAUGCCAACUUGAAAUAUAAAUCAAUUUUCUAUUUAUGUGAGGUUGGCAUAUCUAAAGUGGUGCGCUGAUCCAGUACACUGAGUAUCAGUACUUUAUCAUAGAUCAGGUAUUAACUAGGCUAUUCAACAUCGGUUUGCAUGGCUUUGGCUGCAUAAGCUCACAGUGACAACUACUAAUUGAAGAUGAACGUUUAAUAUCCAUGAGUAUGAUUAUAAACACUACCACUUGACCAUACACGGUCCAGCCAUAUAGUAGGUUCUGACCUUAUCUUGUUUAUUCCAAAACAUUUUAUUCUUAUUUGCAUUAUAACAACUGUGUAUGCUUUUGAGUCAUGCUGGUCCUCAAACCCUCUUCAGAGAUAAAAUUAUUUGCUUUUUCUUUUUUGUUGUACAUUUCUUCCAUUCGACUGUUUUUUUGUCUCCCCCCUGCUGCUUACAUCAAGCUGGCUGACUUCACCAGUGACGAGGUAACCACCACCAAUAAGACUUUUCACCCCAACUACCACCGUUCCCCUAUUCUUCUACAUUACCUCAGGAACAUUACAAUGAUACAUCCAGAAGAGCUUUGCAAAUGGAUAGUGGACUUUGUCUGUAAGACAGAAAUAAGUAUAUAUUAUAAUGUGUUCCAGAGGUUUCUGUGUACUACAAGAAACUAUUUCCUCAUCAAUAUUAAUCAUUCCUUUACUUACUUAUACCUGCAAUUGAAAAUGUACAAAUAUGAACUAUAUUUCAUGGAAAUCCAUUUACAGUGUUAAUUAUAACUGUCACUAAUUCAAUAUUUUAAUAACAACAAUAGAGCAAAUGAAGGAAUUCAAAAGGAAAUUAACUGACAGGGAGCCACAUUCUCCUCCAAUGCUAAAAAUCACUGCACACAUGACAGUGCCCAAAGAUUGCUUUCUAAAUAUACCUCUUUCUAACCACACAAAUAUUAACAGAAUUGUCUGUACUGUAUGUUUUUUCCUCUCAUGUUUCUCUGAUGUGACCUGCUUUGAAAGCAGGAUAUUUUUGGUGAAAUGGAGGUUUGCACAGCAAAAUAUUAAUACAUGUGAUAGUCUUGUUGCUCCUGUGUGGCACUUAAAGAAAGCUUGAUCCCUGUAGUUCCAUGUCAGCUUCUAUGUGUCUUGGCACUCUUCGUGAUUAACACACACCUAUCACAAUAAAUAGAUAUAUCUAUGCAUAAAGCACAUACUCAAAGUAACUACACUGCUCAAAAAAAUUAAGGAAACACUUAAAUCACACAUCAGAUCUUCCAUCCAUCCAUCCAUUUUCUGCCACUUAUCCAGGGCCUGGUCGCGGUGGCAUCAGGCUAAGUAGUGCAACACAGACAUCCUUCUCCCCAGCAACGUUCGUCAACUCCUCCAGGGGGAUUCCGAGGCGUUCCCAGGCCAGAAGGGAUAUAUAAUCCCUCUACCGUAUUCUCGGUCUACCCCGGGGGUCUCUUCCCAGUCGGACGUGCCUGGAAACACCUUUAAAGGGAGGCGUCCAGGAGGCAUCCUGACCAGAUGCCCGAACCACCUCAGCAGGCUCCUUUCAAUGUGGAGGAGCAGCGGCUCUACUCCUAGCCUCCCCCGAAUGUCUAAACUCCUGACCCUAUCUCCAAGGCUGAGCCCAGACACUCUCCGGAGGAAACUCAUUUCAGCCACUUAUAUCCGCGAUCUUAUUCUUUCGGUCACUACCCAAAGCUCAUGACCAUAGGUGAGGGUUGGAACGUAGAUCAACCGGUAAAUCAAGAGCUUCGCCUUCAGGCUCAGCUCCUUCUUCACUAGGACAGUCCGGUGUAACGCCCACAUCACUGCUGAUGCCGCACUGAUCCGCUUGUCGAUCUCACGCUACUACCCCCACUCGUGAAUAAGACCCUGAGAUACCUAAACUCCUCCAUUUGGGGUAGCAACUCCCUCCCAACCAUUCCACCUUUUUCCGGCAGAGCACCAUGGCCUCCGAUUUGGAGGUGCUGACUCAUCCCGACCACUUCACAUUCGGCUGCAAACUGUCCCAGUGCCUGUUGGAGGUCCUUAUGUGUUGAGGCCAACAGAACCAUAUCAUCUGCAAACAGCAGAGAGGCAAUUCUGAGGUCCCCAAACUGGACACUCUCCUCCCCCCGGCUGCGCCUUGAGAUCCUAUACAUGAAAAUUACGAACUGCCGAGAAUGCGGACACAGCUCUCACAGCGGUCGAUAGGGACCAAAUGGCUCGCAGCAGUGACCCUGGUACCCCAUACUCCUGCAACACCUCCCACAGGGUCCCCCGAGGGACACAGUCUUUUAAGCCUUCUCCAAGUCCACAAAACACAUGUAGACUGAAUGAGCGAACUCCCAUGGCCCCCCCAGUAACCCUGCAAGGGUGAAGAGCUGGUCCACUGUUCCACGGCCAGGACAGAAUCCGCAUUGUUCCUCCUGAAUCAGAGGUUCGACAGUCGGACGGAGCCUCCUUUCCAGCACCCUAGCAUAGGCUUUCCCGGGAGGCUGAGCAGUGUGAUCCCCAAUAGUUGGAACAUACUCUCCGGUCCCCCUUUUUAAAAAUGGGGACCACCAUCCCGGUCUUCCAGUCCAUGGGCACUGUCCUCCAUGUGAUAUUGAAGAGGCGUGUCAACCAUGACAACCCCACAAUCCAGAGCCUUCAUCUCAGUGCGAAUCUCAUCCACCCCCGGCGCCUUGCCACUGAGGAGCUGUUUAACUACCUCAGUGACCUCUGCCAGUUAUAUGGGUGAAGAUUCCCCCAGAUCAUCCAGCUCUGCCUCCUCCACCGAGUUGGCUGGGUUUAGGAGUUCCUCGAAGUGCUCCUUCCGACGCCGGACAAUAUCCCCAGUCGAGGUCAGCAGUUCUCCACCCCUGUUGAAAACAGCCUCUCCCCCCCGCGGCAUGGAAUAAUAAAGUAGUAAACCUAAUCUUUUAAGACUUGCAGGAUACCUGUGUAAAAUACCUGUCAUAUAUAUGUGUGUGUGUGUGUGUGUGUGUGUGUGUGUGUGUGUGUGUGUGUGUGUGUGUGUGUGUGUUUGUGUGUGUUUGUGUGUGCUCUAUGAUGCUGAAAAGGAUUGACAUGAUUAUUUUCUCAGCUUAUAUGUUAAUGAAUUGCUUAGAGACAUUAAAUAUGUGUUUUUGUUUGCCAUCAACAGCAGAGUGAUAGCAGAUGUUAUCCCAGAGAGGCUGGAUGCACAAAUCAAAGGACAAAGCGUCCUUGAGUUUGUGAAAGGCGCUAUAUAAAUCACACCUAUUAAUCAAAACAUAUAUUGGAUAUACUGCCUAUUUUUAAAUCACAUUUUAAAUGUAGUUUAUAAAUACAUAUUAGUAGAGUUGAGUAUAUAUUAUGUUAUAUCUGUGACAGAAUUAAACAUCAAAGAAACAGCAUUAUGAGAGGAUGGAAGCAACCACUCCUAAGUUCAGUAACUACUGAACUUCGGAGUGGCAGUUUGCUCAGUUACUGGCUCUUGUGUUUCAACAGCAGCUCUUAUAACAGUGGACAUACACAUUAUUUUUUCUGUUUCCUAGUAUGAUCUAUCUAUUCUUUUUGUUGUUGCAGAAACACUCUUAAACGCAAUUAUUAUCGCCAUUUUGAGGCUGCCCACAUUUUGCACGGAUUGCACUGAUAAAUUAAUAAAUAGCUUUUUACUCACGAAGCUCUUAUUGCACUUACAGCAACGUAACAAGUUUACUUAUUGUGUCAACUCUCCACCACUGUUAGUCUCUCUGCCGCGUUGCACACACAAGGAGGACUGCGCAGACCUGCAGUUUGUUCUCCCUGACGCUUUCCGUUUCUCCAUCAGUUCCCUGUUUAUGUUGCUAGCUAACCUCGGUGUAUACUGCAGGAGUAAUGUUCACGUUACACACACACUUAUCCUCGCAAUAUAUUUAACACAUUAAAAUUAUUACACCCCUUAAAAUCAAGAGGGCUUCCGACCCCCAGUGGAUCUUUGGCGGUUGGGGAUCACUGCACUAGAGGACACCAGGCCCUCAUGGAGUCUGUUUCUGACAGUUUGGUCAGAAACAGACUGACCAAACUGAAAGUCGUUUUGUAGGGCUCUGGCAGUGCUCCUCCUGUUCCUCCUCACUCAAAGGUGCAGUCCUGCUGCUGGGUUGAUGCCUGUCUUUGGCCCUGUCCAGCUCUCCUUGUGUAACAACUGGUCUCUUGUUAUCUCCACAAUGCUCUUGAGACUAUGCUGGGAGAUGCAGCAAACCUUCUUGUGACUGCAUGUAUGGAUGUGCCAUACUGGAAGAGCUGGACUACCUGUGCAACCUGAUUGAGCUGCAGGUACCGCCUCAUGCUACCAGUAGUGACAAGGACACUAGCAGAACACAAAACUAGAAGGGAUAAGGAGAGAGCAAUUGUCUGUGGCCACCACAUGCAAAACCAUUCCCUUUUUGUUGUCUUGCUUUUGCCUCUCCAUUGCACCUGUUGUCACUUUAAUUUGCACCAAAGCAGGGGAAAUUGAUUCACAAUCACAUGUCCUUCCAAAAUGGACAAAUUAAUAUCCCUGAAGUUUACCUGACUUGGUGUAUUACUGUGAUGAUUGUGUUGCCUUAAUUGUUUUGAGCAAUAUAUAGUAUGAUGUUUAUCUGAUCAGAGUUUGGAGAGAUUUAAGGUGUCAUACUUUUCAUUAGAUUAUGUAUUUAGCUUCCAUUUUCCUUGCUCUGAAGGAGCCUGGAACUGGGAGUUUUUCACAAAGUUAAAAUAGAAUACAGUAGGUCUGAGGUAUGCAUAGCAUUUUACCUACUAGAUAGCAGUCCUGCAAAAUAGUGGAUAUUAGGUUCCUUGUCUAUUCUCAUUGUGUGUGUGUGUGUGUGUGUGUGUGUGUGUGUGUGUGUGUGUGUGUGAUGCCGUCUUUAAAGUGCAGAAACAAAAAUAAAUAAAUAAUUGCCAUUAUUUAAUGCAGUUUAGUGCAUUUAUGGCUUUAGCGUAAAAGCAGUUUUGAAAUCUAUUUGUGCGUACUAUAAAAUCCUGUCUGCUGUUCUGGUCUUGGGACUAUGGUACUGGCUCCCUGACAGUAACACAAAGAGAGCAUAGUUGGGUUGGCUGGUGUCCACCUGUUUCACCUGCUUUCAGCCAGCAGCAUGUCCUCAGGACUGCUGAUUGCACUAACUAGUCAACCAGGAUGUCAGUCUGUGUAGUACCUGAGAGGUCCUCAAUUAUGUGAACCCCCCAGGUAUUUAAAGCUCCUGUCCCCUCCCCAUUAUUCUUUUUUUUUUUUUUCCCGGCAUAGUCACCUUUAUUUUAGCAGUAGAUAGACAGGAAACAUGGGAGAGAGAGGGGGGUGUAACAUGCAGCAAAGGACCUCCGGCCAGGAUACAAACCAGGGUGGGCUGCGUUUAUGGCAUGCACUCUAACCCGUCGACCACCUGCGCGCCCCCUCCCCAUUAUUCUAAUGUUAGGCUUCUUGACAACCAGGAGCAAGAUAUUGUCAAAGCAUAAUUGUGACAGGUUGUCCGUCCGUCUAGUCGUUGUUGGAGAUCAGUCCCACCAUGGCUGUGUCAUUGUCAUCAGCAAAUGUCACUAUAGUUGUGGAGUUAUGAGUUGCUACACAGCCGGGUGUGUACAGAGUACAGCAGGGGACUCAGGACACAUCCUUGAGUGAAUCUGAUGUAAAAUGUCAAGGGGCGUUCAGACCAAAAGCGUCUGACGCAAAAAAAACGCUUGAAUCGCUUCUAUCGCGCCACUUGAUCAUAAAUAUCAAUUAUUGGAUCAUCGCUUCAUUCACGCUUGUGACGUCGGGAGAAACUCGCCGCUGAUCGGAUGUCGCGGCGCAAUGUCACCUGAAAAGUUCAAUUUUUCCAACUUUAUUCGCGCCGCUUCAGACGCUUGAUUCAUUCACUCAUUCAUUCACUUCAGACACUUCAUUCGUGCCGCCUGAUAUAAAAUUGUGUGUUAUCGCGCCAUUAACAUUCAUUUUCUAUGUAGACUUGCUGCUCAUUUCGCGUCAGACGCUUUUGGUGUGAAUGCAGCUUCAGAGUGGAUGAAAUGUGACUGCCCACCAGAGCUGGGGACUCGUACUCACGACUCGGACUUGAGUUGUACUUAAGUCUCACUAAACUGUGACUUCAGACUCGACUUGGACUCGAGGCUUGAGACUCGCCCAAGACUCGUGAACAACCUUUAUUUCAUGUUAUUAUUAUUAUUCUCAUUAUUUAUCUGUCAUUCAUCUUUUUAUAUGAUCUCUGGCUCUGAGCUAGAUGUAAACACCAACGUCAUGCCACGCACAUGCGCCAUGUGUGAAGCGCGCAUCUUCAGUAUCAGACAUUGACAUUGGCGAGUGCGACAAGUUCAGCAGGAGUGCCUUAGAUCAUUACGUUUGGAUACAAUGCCUUCACACUCCCGCUUUUCCCUGGUUCUCCCAUAUUUCGAACCCAUCUCCCACCGCCCUCCCGUCAUUUCUCCCGUAAUUGACAAGCCCCAAAUUUGUUUGUUGAUAAUAAUAAAAAGCGCACAAUAGCAAAGGUUUUCUUUUUAAAGUUCAGACAGGAAACCACCGCGACUCCGUCAGUUAGUGCCACUAACUUAGUGGCUCCGCUACUAAUUAUUAAAAAACACGUUGCGUUAACUAUGGUCAUUUUAUAUAUAUAUAUAUAUAUAUUUUAUAAUAACCCCACACAUUUCCUGCUGUGUUGUGUUAAGCAGCAGAUAAAAGGUGUGUUUGUACCACAGUGUUAAACUGCAGUACAGUGUUUCUGUGAUGUUCAUGUUUUGUUGUAUUUUUCAACAUUGUUAAAAUAAUUAUUUUUUGUUGAAGAAAAUACAGUUAUGGAAUUGAAAUAAUUCUUAGUGUAUGUUUCUUCACAUCACAUUGCAGUAGAUUCUUUAUAGUGAACCUACAAUUGAUCAAUUUUCAUACUGUCCUAUAUCAAGGUCAAUGUAACUUUAUUAAUACCCGAAGGUAGAUUUGGUUACAGUUUCAGGAGAGGGCAUCUCAACAUACAAACAGAUACAUACAUAGUGACAGCAGACAGUUAAAACACCACAGAAACAGACAUGGGCAGGUGCUCGCAAGGCUGACUGAUCAGGAUGAAGGAUUUCACAGCUCUAAGGUCAGAAUUUGAAUUAGAUAUAGUGUUGGCGAGAGACUUGUCUUGGACUCUUGACCAGAGACUUGAGACUUGACUUGAGCUUGACCCUCAAAGACUUGAGACUUGACUUGGACUCUAGCUCAAAGACUUGAGACUUGACUUGGACUUGUAAAAAAUGACUUGUGAACACCUCUGCUGCCCACACACACAACCAAAAGACUGCCUGUCAUAAAAUGUAGGCUACAGCCAGCUGCAUAAGGAGUUCAGACCCAGAUCUCUGGGUUUAGGUACAAGCUUGGAUAUCAUUAGACCUAUUAGGGCAUGGGGAUGAUAGUGGAUGUCUUGAGACAUAUAAGUAUAAUGGACUGUACUGGGGGAGGUUAAAUGGAAUGGUUAAUGGACUGUACUUAUAUAGGGCUUUUCUAGUCUUUUUGACCACCCAAAGCACUUUUACACUACAUGUCAUAUUCAUCCAUUCACACACAUUCAUACACUGAUGACAGGGGCUACCACACAGGGUGCCAUUCUGCCCAUCAAGGGCAUCUAACAUUCACACACACAUUCAUACACAGUUGGCGCAAUCAUCAGGAGCAAGCCACCCAGGUUAUAGGCCAUAAACACUGAAGCUAUUUGGUCUGCAGCUUAAGGACACAACCAAAGAUGCUGUCUGAUCUUCUUGCUUUUGAACAGUUUAUUCUCUUGAAGAACUUCUUAAAUCAUGCUCUGAGAUAAAUGUUGCUCAGCCUUUCUGCCUCACCUACCACUGCACCUGCGUCAUCUCCCCUAAUCUGCUGGCACCAUCAAAGUGGGGAAAGAAGGCUCAUCAACCAGGGAUGUGUCAGCACUAUCCAUGAAAGAGGGAGGCCCCUUAUAGUGCCUUACAUUUGUAGCAAUUCUGGAUGUUUAAAUUUAUACGCUCUCGUUAUCAGGGCACUACCUCUUUGUUUAAGAGGAAAUAUCUUCUUUUCUUACUAAUUGGCUUAUUAGUAGAGUUUAAUAAAUCAAUAUGUUUUGAUAAAUCAGUCAAAUUUCUGAAUCUGUCAAAUUUCUGAAGUUAUGAAUUCUCCGGCAUCAUGGAACGUCCUGAUAUUCACUCCAAAUCAAUACACACACACAACCAAAUAUGAUUAUAUGGGGUUUAUUAACUAUCAAUGAUAAACAAUCAAUAAAGGCAAAAUGUAAAUAAUGAACAAAAAAAUAUGUCAUAUGUUCUACUGAAUGGAAAAGAUGAUGAUGAAUGGUGGAAUUAAACGGAGGUUUUGGGUUCUACUGUUAUGAUAUGAAAAGGGAUUAAAGGGAAUGAAUACUUUAGGUUUCAUUCAGUUAAGCUCUUGACCUAACACCAGCCCGAUUAAAUGAAAGAUGGUUUAGUCAGGCUUCUUUUCAGAAAACAAACCGUCAGCUGUCCGUGGUUCGUGGUUUUGGCGGAGUUCAGCGGGAUGCGAUUUCGUUGGACUCCGACGGGUCCCGAAUUCUGUCCGGGGUUGCUGCGGUACCGGUCAGCUGGCCCGGGCGGUUGCUUGUUUGGAUUAACUCUCUGCAGGUUGUCUCUCGGAUCCAGGCGGUGAGCACCUGAGAUGGUUCGGUGCUUUUGGUGGUGAUGAGCGCAACUGAUUUCACUUAGUUCGUUGCUCAAUAAAACUCAACCGAACAAAAGUCGGAGCUGGCCAAGCGUCAAACUCUCAAAGUCCGUCAAACAGAACGAAACUUAUCAAAAUCAAAAGUAUUAAAUGUUUUUGGUUGACUUUAGCAAAAAGGCAUCAAAAAGAAGAGAGUUGAGCUUCAGCUUGAAGGCACAAAAGCUUGCUGACUACAAAAAUCUAGUGCGUGACUAAGUUUUGAAUUACGCCGAGAAAAACUAAUUAAGAAGUUAUAGCUGAUCGAUAAAAAGGUAAAGCAAAAAUAGAGGAUUAGUAAGUUAAGAUAAGUAAAGUAAAACUGAAUGAAGAGAAGAAGACAGAGACUGGCGUCUCCAGCCAUUUGUGCGAAGGGGCUUGGCUUAAUUUUCAGGGUUGACCCCUAUUCUUUAACCAAGCAUUUGGCUCCUUCUUUAAAAUGUAUUACUUUUAAGUGGAGAAUAAGUAAUUGCUUGAUUGAUUACUCAAUUCUUUAGUCGAUUGACGCAAUCCAUUCAACAUCAUCGUUCACAUUUGAGUAUUUCAUACUGUAUAGCGUAUCAUUCAUUUUAAAGCAAACACAAACACAGAAUAUGUGACGACACACUGUACUUGAGUUACAUCAGUAUUACUCAUGGAUCAGAUGAAAACCAACAGGAGUAAAUAAUGAACCAAACUUCUUGAAAGAAUGUAAUCAAGGCUGUUAAGUCCUUUUCCAAUAAAUAAAGUAAUGACAGUAUGAAUGUUUAUCUCAUUUACUCAUCUAUUUCUUGUAGUAUACAUUUAUACAUCUUUACUUAAUUUAAUUCAUAUUUGGUGAGUUAAUGCAUCUUGAUCUUAACAGUAGGUGUUUUGACAUUGGUAAUAUUUAAAGGUCUGUUCCUUGAGACUUUAUUAUGGUAACAUCAAUGAUCAACCUGAGAAUUGUUUUAAACACACGCUUUUAAUUAAAGAGUCAGAAAAACACUUCAAUGUUUGAAAUGCCUCCUUAAUUCUAACACGUUGGUUUGUUUUCAAGGAUUUCGGCCUUUAAAGUUAUUCUUUGUGAAAAUGUAGAGUAUAUUUUAACUGGCUUACGUUGUUUAAGUGGUGCAUCAGGCUGCAGUUUUUCAAAAUACAGACAGGGCUCUCAGACUCCUGUCAAAGUAUUUAUUGCCAGUUAGUAACAUUUC